AUGUGUGGUUCGUCAUCUGAGCUAAUGCGCUACGUACACAUAAAAACCCUGUGCAAUGUAUAAACAUUACGUGUGUUGUCAGUAUGCGGUAAUAUAUUCAUGAACAGCGGGGGUUUAUUUAUCAUGCAACGCGCCGCUUUUGCUCUCUUUUCCGUUACCAUGCCUUCCCGAAUCCCGGAAAUUUCAAAAGUACGACAGCUCAUUCCCCCUCUUUCGGGUGAAUUGCACAAGGGCCAAGCAGGUCGCGUUGGUGUGAUCGGAGGCUCAGAAGACUAUACAGGAGCACCUUAUUUUAGUGCCAUAUCGGCAAUGAAGCUGGGUGCAGAUCUAUGCCACGUUUUCUGUGAGCCCGGAGCUGGCACUGUCAUAAAAACCUAUUCGCCAGAGCUUAUUGUACAUCCAUACAUGCGCACGUCUGACAAAAGCUAUACUUCAGUUAGCGACAUUGUCUCGCGAGUAACAUCGACAUUCAGCCGAUUACAUGUUCUUGUCGUAGGCCCUGGUUUGUCGCGUGACACUGCUAUGCAAGACAGUGCUAGAGAAAUUAUGCUAAAAGCCCGCGAAAAAAAUAUGGCCAUCGUCGUGGAUGCGGACGGUUUGUUUCUCGUUCAACAACACCCAGAAACUGUAAAGGAUUACGACAAGGCUGUACUUACACCCAACGUGGUGGAGUUUAAGCGUUUGUGCGAGUGUAUGAACAUCAAUGCGAAAGAACAUGAACAAGAUACACUGGCUGCUCAGUUGAGCAAGGCUUUCGGUGGUGUUACGAUCGUUCAAAAGGGAAAGGUUGAUUUGAUCUCAAAUGGCAAAGAAGUCUUGCGUUGUGAAACGGAGGGUGGAUUACGUCGAGUUGGCGGACAAGGAGAUAUCUUGUCUGGCACAUUAGGCACUUUUCUUGCUUGGGGCAAACUGUAUGAGGAUGGUACAUGGGAUCAUGGAAACGAAGUAGAUCCAAAAGAUAUUGCCAUGCUUGCAGCUUGGGGUGCUUGCAGUAUAACGCGUGACAGCUCCAGAAGGGCUUUUCAAAAAUACGGGCGUGCGAUGCUGACCUCGCACAUGCUGGAAGAAAUUGGCGCAGCCUAUGAUAAAUUAGCCGGUGAUCAAAGCAAGAUAUAAGCACUACUUACUUGGUUCAAAAAUAAAUAGCCGCAUAACAAGCAUAGAAAAACACCCUAUAUAUUAAGGUUAAAGAGAGACGGAAUUGCAGUAACGGAGUGAAACAAAUGCCGCGAGAGUUGGAUUUACGUGGGAGAAUAAGGAACACACGCAUAAGAGCAUGCGUUUCAUAGCAGAAAUGUAUCAGUUUUUUUUUUAAAUAGCUGUUGCGAGGUUGUAUUUCCAUUUCGGGCCGAUGUCAAUUCAUGGUGCAGUGGUUGUAUAAAGCUACUCUGGCGUUUCCAUCAUUUCGUAAA
Zychaea mexicana is the source of this 1412-nucleotide messenger RNA. RefSeq names its product H-hydrate dehydratase. Gene Ontology annotation, molecular function: ATP-dependent NAD(P)H-hydrate dehydratase activity. The record is from RefSeq and is a predicted model, not a curated record. Gene Ontology annotation, biological process: metabolite repair. Lineage: Eukaryota; Fungi; Mucoromycota; Mucoromycetes; Mucorales; Lichtheimiaceae. The transcript has 11 exons. Bases 100 to 1116 code for a protein of 338 amino acids.